AACGCACCCAGCAAGCAAAACGUACAUGGAGGAAGCCAGCCAGCAAGCAAGGAACCAUGCGUUGUGCAGAGAAAGGAACAUAGCUGCCGACCGCCGUGGUGCCUCACAACAGUUAACACUACACUCCUAAGUCCUGCCGCCCUCCGCCUCGCGAUUGCAUUUCCUGCCGGCCCCUGUUCGAUCUGAGGGCGAGCACUCAUCAAUGGAAUGAUGGGUUAGAUCGACGCGCCUUCCGUUAAUUAAUUCCUCCAUGGUCUUUGGAGUUUGGAACAGGUGUUGAUCGAACCAGCGAAUUCAUGGGUUAGAUCGGCGUUCGUGCGCGUAUUUCCUGUCUGUUGUUGGUCUUCUAAGGCAAGAGGGAUCUCAUCAUGGAAAGAUGGUAUAUUGGCGAAAGAGAUGUUGAUGGCGCCAGAAAGGAGAUACUUGAGCGUAUCCGGCACGAGAGUGACAAAAAGGUCUUCUAUUUUAAUGGUUGGAGUGGCUUUGGGGCGGCGCCUGUUCUCAGAUCCAUAGAGCAAGAACUUCGGUCAAUCAAAGCCAAGAAAAAUCCUUCAAGACUAUGCUUUGACACAAUAAUUUACAUAGAUUGCUCAGCAUGGGAAAGUAGAAGGGUGAUGCAGAGGAAAAUCGCAGAGGAGCUAAAACUAGACCCUGAAACAGUGCUGGCCACGUUUGACAAGCAGGAUGAAGAGGAUGACUUCAAUGGUGUGGACCUUGGCUCUAGGGAUGUGAUUCCUAGUGUUUCGCAAGUGAUUUACCAAACCCUGGAUAAAAGAAAAUUUGUGAUGGUUUUCCUUAAUGGAAGUGAUGAUGAGGUUGAUUUACAUAAGUUUGGUAUUAUCGCUGAUGAUUAUUGCGACCACGUAAUAGUAUGGGCAUUCAAAAGACGGUCUUUGACUAUACAUGAACACCGUGAUGAGAUAUCAAGCAAGCUAAGAUACACCCACCUUUUUCUCUAUGAUUAUUUGUCAGAUAACCAAUUAAGUACUUCAGAGUUUCAUGCACUGCUGCAUGAAGAAGCAGCUAACAUAGUUGCUCGCCACCCAUGGAUGCAAGGCGUCGAUCCAACAAUGGUAAUGGAGUGUUGCCUGUACGAGUUGUUCUUGCAAUAUAGUUUUCACAGGGCCACGGGAUUUGAUUGGGUGGCUCAUUCUCCAAACUACUGGAUGUGUGAUGGGAUAAUUAAGAGAGAUGGAACAAGGGAGAUUACUGAUGCAUUGCAUCAGGAAAUACAUUGGGAGUGUGAUGAUACUUCUCUGUUUGAUGAAGUGUUUGAAAAACUCAUGGAAGACCCAGAGGCUCCAUUUUUGGUGGUCAAGAAGGAUGGUAUUUCUUACUCUAGAGAGAGCCCAUGUUGUCGUUGGAUUUGUAUGACCUCAAAGAAUCUGACAAUACAAGAAGAUACAAAAGCUAUAUUGGAAAGGGCAUCGUCUUUAUUCGUAGCACUUGACAAGUCUGAGAACCCACAAGACUCACCAAAUGUGUUUCUUAAACACUGCUGCAACCUUGGCGUGCUAAUUCUCUCUCAUUGCAGCUUCAGUUUUAUGUCACCUCCUUUCCUCCAGUGUGAGGGAUUGAGAUUCCUCGGAUUGGAUCACUGCACACAUGACAACAGAAGUGAAGGUGCAGGGAACAAUGCAAACUGGGUGUGUCUACAAAGCCUAUGGGUGCUUGACUUACGUUACACAGAAUGGGAUGCUAUCUUAUCUGAAGAAAAUAUGGAUAUCAUGACUAACCUCAGGGAGCUAAAUAUUGAGGGAUUCAUGUGUUGUCAGUUAAUAAGUGGUAGAUUACAGGGAAGGUUGCGUUACCUCCAAAAGCUUCGGAUAAUCAAACCCACUCAUAAAGCAGAGACGACAUCAAAAGAUUGCAACAACUCAUUCGUGGACAAAAUAGAUCUGGAAAUACUUGAUUUGUCAGGUAACAGAGACAUGGAAAAUCUGCCAGCAAACUUAUCAAUGGCAAAGAGCCUCCAGAUGCUUAUCCUUGAUGGUUGCGACGGGUUAGAGAAUGUUGCUGUGCCAGACGGGCUUCCCUCUUCCCUAAGAUCAUUUAGUUUUGAUGGAUAUGGACCGGCGACCAAAUGGAUGUCAUCCUUUAAGCUGCCCCAAGAAUUUUCCGAACCGAAGCAGCCGCAUGAUGCAGAUAAAAGAGAUGCCAAAACCUCCAAGAUAUCCCUACAAGGCUGCACGCAAUUGGAGAAUUUGUUUGUACGCGGACUACCUAAUCUUGUGGAGCUAGACCUCUCAGGAAGUGCAAUCAAGGUACUUGACCUCAAAACUAUGGUGGUAGAUGUCCCAGAACUCAAGCGGCUCUUUUUGCUAGGUUGUGAGAACCUCCGUGCAAUAAUUUGGGGAUCAUCAGAUGAGCUAAAGCUGGAAGAGGUGUGCAUAGACACACGAGCUAAGAGGACACUUGGACUUACUCGGCCGUCCCUUGCCCAGCAUAAGCAUUUCCGCUUGCAGUUGCAUGCUGUUCUCGCAGACGCGAGGCUCGGCAGGUCCUUGUUUCGCCUGCUGUAUGAUCAAUAUUAUUCGAUUGCAAGAGAUAUUUAUUUCAAUAUCCAUGUCACCUCUUCAGUUGAGUACGGUGGGGGUGUUGGGCUCGAAACGACAAUCAAGGAGAAGACUGCAGGACCUAGUGAUGGUCCCCAGCACCAUGUUCUAGCGAGUCCGUAUGGUGAUGUAACCACCAAGAUCGGCAACAAUAAUGUCCCAAUGCUGGUGUUUCCACAGCCCCCGGCUCAACGGUCAGAUCAUCAUAUUGAGAUUAGUAACGAGAGCCGAAGCUUGGGUACUGAACUGGGGGCAGGUGGCCGUACUUUAGGUUGGCUAACAAUACGCUACGCCGAAUCCCUGCACGUCCAUGAUGCCGCAACCAGCAGUAGCAUGCCCUCGGGAUACUGGGAUCGCCUUAUGUGGUGCCACGUGGAGAGGUGCCCCAACUUGGAUACCAUCUUCCCUGGAAUCCCUGCAGAGGCGUUCGGUGGACAUCAACUACAGACCAUCUGGGCAUCAGAUCUCCAGAUGGCCCGAUGCAUUUGGAGCCAAGGUGUCAGAGGCCACUAUGCUUCCUUCCAAAAUCUGCAGCACCUGCACCUGCGUUCCUGCCCGAGGCUCCAGUUCGCGCUGCCGGUGUGGGUCCCCUCCUUCCCCAGCCUGAAGACCCUCCACAUCAUCCACUGCGGCGACCUCACGCACGUCUUCGUGCUGGACGAAAAGUACCCGGAGGAGAUAGUCGCCCGCGGCGUACCGUUCCCGAAGCUGACCACCAUCCACCUGCACGACCUGCCGAAGCUGCGGCAGAUAUCUGAGGUCAAGAUGCUCGCGCCGGCGCUCAAGACCAUCAGGAUAAGGGGGUGUUUCGGCCUGCGCCGGCUGCCGGUCUUGCAGGGCCGCGAGCCCGGCGUGAAGAGGCCGGCCGUGGAGAUGGAGAAGGACGUGUGGGACGCGCUGGAGUGGGACGGGCUCGCCGCCGGCCACCACCCCAGCCUCUUCGAGCCGCCCGUGCACUCGCGCUACUACAGGAUGAGGCGCCUCCUCAGGGGCACCGUUCUCAGGUGAAUCCUGAACCGUGCGUCCACACUACUGCCGCUGCUGCCACGGGAGAUGGGAGACUCGUUCGCCCUCUACGAUGGACGCUGGUCGGGCAGGAUUGCUGGCUUGCUGUGAUGAUACUGAUGAUGCUGCUGCAGGCUGCACAGCUGCCUUUGGUUGUGUUUGUUGUUGACAAGGGCAGGGGCCUCAGGUUGGCUUCCUGCUUGCGCUGCGCCGUCGAUGGCCGAGUUGGCCUAGCGGUUGCCAAGUGCUUUGGAAUAAAAAUGCCACCGGGCUUUCUGCCUGCGCGCGUGUUGCGCUCAGACGGUCAGACACCGGCCGGCGUGUGUGCUCGAGUCGAGUGUGUGGCUUGCGAUUGGAUCCGAGACAAUGAAGCAGCAGCAGUAGCUGGGUCUGGGUGUGUGCUGCUCAACUGCUGUGUGCGUGUGUUUGAUGUUGUGUGGCUUGAUGAGUGCCUGCUACUCCGUUUGAAACGGAGUGGUGAGCUAAUAAGCAGCAGCUGCGUGUGUGCACGCGCGCAGGCGCCUGUUGUGGAUGCACUGAGUUUGCUUGCUAUGUAAUGUUUGAUGAACCAAGAGACAGCUGGUUUGUGUGCCUGAUGCUGGCUGCUGUGAUUUGUGAACCAUUUAUUGAGCUUCAAUAUAUGGUGUUUGUGGUGUGUGCAUUA
Molecule: messenger RNA, 4224 nt
Organism: Panicum virgatum (switchgrass)
Lineage: Eukaryota; Viridiplantae; Streptophyta; Magnoliopsida; Poales; Poaceae
Exons: 4
Coding region: 369-3563 (1064 amino acids)
Source: RefSeq, a predicted model, not a curated record